CGAUGUUUACAGGGAGAGUUGGCAAUUGGUUGUCUGAUGAGACUGGUGUCGAUAGGCCUUCGUCUUUGGAUCAUCUUCUGAGGUCUAUACAAUGCUGCGAUCAUAUUCGAAUCCUCCCCAACUUUUACGAAUGGGUCGACAGUUUGGUAGAUGCCGAUGCCAACGUUGCUACCGCUGCUCUUCAGGAGCUAGCUGAGCUUCCUGUCGCGACCUUUUCGGAAAUUCUACGAUGGAUUGACCCUGUCGCAAACAAUAGCAAGUACGAUGUUGCUCACGGCCUCAAUAUCUCUCUCGGCCAUACCCAAUUCACCAAUCUUGGCAAACUUGUUGAUGACUUUGGCGUACGAAACCAUCAUCGCACCCUUCUCAAUGCCGCGACAAUCCUAUUCGAUGCCUGUCAGGAAACAGAGCGAAAUCUUCUCGUCACUGACUAUGAGGUCUUUAUCCGCUGCGCCGGUGCUGCUGCAGAUCCUGUGGCCGCGGCCGACUUCUUUGGUGCCAUCGCAAAGAGCGGCCUAGAGAGGAGACGCACUACGGCAACCUGGAACGAGUUUGUAAAGGCUCGCUUCAUGAUCGAUCCCCUAUACUACCAAUUCGAUCGCUCAAGAGUUGCUGUUCUCCCUCGUCGGAUGUUCAAAGAAAGAAAAAGACAUUUACUUCCCCCAGGUAGUCUCAAGCGGAUGGAGAGGCUAAGGUACAGCUUGAACGCUCAUCGUAGGCUACCUUUCAAUCGCCUCCGACAUCGAGUUUCCCAAGACACCCGAGCGUUGCAUGGUAAAAAGAAGAGCUUCCAUGGUUAUCGAAAUCACUGGUUGCGGUCAAAGGAGUACGGCACCCUCGUUGACGAGGAGCUCCUGUGCACAAGCAUGAUAGCGUUUGCGAGGGGCGGCAACAUGGCGAAUCUCAGGGGAGUUGUCACUCUGAGAGGCUUCCGUCUCAAAUUCACCGAGAAUGAAGGCAUCACGGUCGCAAGGGGAGGAAAGAAUUUCCGUGAAGGCAACCCACGAGAACCCACCGAGAGAAUACUCAGCGCCAUUGUCGAGUCGUUUGGUUGCAUGUCCCGCAUCACCACUGCAAAGGAGCUCCUCGUUCACUUCUCCAAGUGGCACAAUAUCAAGAUCCCUCACGAAACGUGGUCCAGUCUUCUCAACUGGGCAUAUGUCUGCGCCUCGAAGCCGUUCCAGAGUCAACGAAAACUGAUAGGUGAUUAUGCGGCCAACGUCGUCAAACCCUUUGACAUUCAAAGAAUCUGGGAAACCAUGACCUCUGCUCCAUACAACGUGGAACCUACCUUUGAAGACUACAGCGUCUACAUCAAGACGCUCAUCAUCCAGCGUAAAUUCCGACCCGCGCUUGAUCUCAUGCGAGGUUACGCUAUCCCUUACUAUCGUCACCUCGAGCAGCAGCACCAGGACAUUGUUUUCGAUGAAAUCCUCCAGGAAUUCUCACGGCCUAGUCACCAACGCAUUCAGAUGGAGGCUCAAAAGGAACACGUCUGGUACCACAUCGCCACUUGGCUCAACAAUCUCCUCAGCAGCGCUUCGGCGUGCAAGUGGCAGCGCAACGGGCAUUUCAUGCAAGUCGUCGUCCCAGAGAUCGUCCAAGAAUUCAGCGAAUUCUUUCACGAUCAGGUGCGAUACCGCACUGCGCAGGGCCACGUGUGUAUCAAGAGAGACAUGUCAGUCCCCCGGUUCAUCUGGUCCCGCCAGGCACGAAAGACGUUACCCCAAGAUAGGGGUGGUCCGGAGGUAAAAGCCAUGGCAAAAAAGCGCAAGAUCAACAUGGACAAACCGGGUUUCAAGUGGCCACGGGUCCCGACGAUGAAGGUGGUUGAGUGGAAGCGCACGCCGGUAGCAAGAGUCCGGGCCAUGGGACCGGCGCCUGAGUCAACCGAUGUGAAUGCCAGGGGGUGGUGGGAUAAGCUAGAAAGGGAGCUUAUGACGUAGGGAACUAGAUUUGUCCUUGAUACAGCAUCUAGAGACAGUCGUCAUUUGGUUACGCUUUGCAUCACACAAGACUUGUUCAUAGCCAGCCAGCGGUUCAGAUUUGUGUAGAUAUUGAUUCUUUACCAAACUCAGUACAAGACAAGAUUCGUCGAGUUUAAACACACAAGACCAACUUCCAAAUUCAUCAGGCUCAUAGCUGGUCCCCAUCAUAUCAAACACAAAUUCCAACCUCCAGAUUCAUCUCAUCUCGGGUAUCUAUCUCUCGCCAUGUUCAUACUUCAUACAUAGCCGCCAGCUAUCUCGCUGGCUAGAUCAUCUCGGUCGUGAUAUACCGUACAUGAAACAAAUCCUAUACAAAAACGCAUAAAAGACAAAAGGCCUUCCCAAUUUUCCUUCCCUGUUCCGUGUUCUGUAUUCCAUAUCCAGUGCCCCUUGAUACAUUUUCCCGCCGAUGAAAUACGUGACAGAUUGAUUCGUAAAAGAAGCCAAAACAAAGGGGAAAAGGGGUCUAAGCGAUGGUUGUUUACAACGGAGCCAGUCCGUCAUAGGAUAAUCAAGAUGCCGCUUCGGCGAGAACGCUCAAGAGACUCACCGCAGCGCCGCCGAUACCCACGGCGCCGAGGGCUUCUCCCCACUUCUUCCUCCCCUGGGGCCGCUCAUCUCUCCUCGAGCUCUUCCUGUCUCUCUCCCGAUGGUAUCUCCUCCCGUUGCUGUCAUAGUAGUCGCCGUGCCUAUCACUGCGAGAGUGUCGAUCUCCAGCAUCGGAGUGUCUCCUCGAGCGUCGUGAUGAUCGAGAUGGGCUGUGGCGUCGUCGCUCUCGGCGGUGGUCACGCUCGCGGUCUCGCUCAUCUCUGAGAGAACGCGGACUGCGACCGUCAACCUCAUGCGGCUCAGGAUCGAAGCGCACAUGGUUUUCGUUCUUGUUCUUGAGGAUUGGCUUGGGGAGGGUUGUGCUUGACGGAGACGUCUUGCUCCUGCUGGGAGGGUUCACGAUGAAGGGGUAACUCUUUGUACCCUUAUCAGACGCUCUAUCAUCAUCAUCGUCUGAAAUGUCGCUUUCAUCAAAGAUAUCGCUGUCGCUAUCGUCAUCUUCGCGGCUGCUCUUUGAGUCUCUGCGGUCCUGGUGGUGGUCGUGCCUGGGACGCCGGGGGUCGCGCAUAGCACGGCUGGCACGGCAUCGAGCGCUCUCUCGGGCGAGUUCAGCAAUCUUUUCGCGAGGGAGACGACCAAGGAUAGCAACGUAUUCGGGGCGAGCUUCAUAUCGCACACCAGCCCGUUCCAAGACUUCGGGGCUAAUAAGAGUCCUCCUAAUCCUGGUCCACUGGGCAUCAGGAGGGAUUUCGUUGCCCCAACGGUCAGGAGCCAGGCGAGGAGCACUGCUCCUUGGGCUGCUACCAUAGGUUGGGCCUCCAUUCAUGUGAGGUGGCAUAGGGGGGAUAGAUCGUGGAGAUGUCCCAUAGUGGUAUGAAGUAGGCGAGCCAGACAGCUCGGGAACAUCUGGCAGAGAGCCAGCGCUGUUGGAUGGCAGGUAUCUCUGCCCCUGUCCAGGAGACAGGCUGUACUGCUGGCCAGGCUGAACGUUCAGACUGGCCAUACGAGAAUUGAGGCUAUCCAUGCUGAUGAUAUCCUG
Fusarium vanettenii 77-13-4 is the source of this 3576-nucleotide messenger RNA. RefSeq lists its product as uncharacterized. The transcript has a single exon. Lineage: Eukaryota; Fungi; Ascomycota; Sordariomycetes; Hypocreales; Nectriaceae. The coding region runs from base 3 to 1946 and encodes 647 amino acids. The record is from RefSeq and is a predicted model, not a curated record.